AUGAAUGCUUUAUUAUGCGACAAAAGUAACAAACUGACUACGAAUACAUAAAAAAUGAGCUGUCUGCUACCCAGGAAGCUCUAGAAAAUUGUUUUUAUACCAAUUUAGGGAGUAAUAAGCGACCACAAAAUGUCACAGACAAAGAUAUUUAAAGCAGACAUCGACAUGAAGCUCGAAAAAGAGAAGAACAAUUUGUCAAUACUUAAAGAGGCCAUGAACAAAAGUAGAACUAACACCCACAGUAUGCUUGGGAUACUAAACAGUUUUGAGAAUCGUUUACAGAAGUUAGAAAGUACAAUAGAACCUGUUUACAAUGAAACAGAAAUGUUAAGACGCAGACAAGAGAAUAUUGAGAAGACUACAGUAACAUUAGACAAUGUCCUUGGGUAUUACCAUGUAGCUAAAGAAGUAGAAAAUAUGAUCAAGGAGGGGCCAUCUUCCUGUGGACUUGACAGAUAUUUGGCACAAAUGGACAGACUAAAACAAGCAAUGUUGUACUUUGAUAGUCAUAAUAGUUCAAGUCUAGAAUUACUGGAUGUGACUCGAGUGUUUGAAGAUGGCAAGGAAGUUCUUUGUUGUGAAUUCCGUUUAUUGUUAAGCAGACAUGGACGACCAGUGCCUCCCAUAAUGUUAUUAGACCUGAUUGGAGAUGAAGAAAUUCCCUCGUCAGAUCCAGACGUUCCUUUAGAACAUUUUCCCGAGAAGAUUGUUGAUGAUUUAGGACAGAUUGCUAAAUGGUUGGAUAAGAAAGGAAAUACAGCCGAAUUUACCAAAGAUUAUCUCACUAUGAGAGGAGCUGCUAUGCUUAAAUCACUUCAAGUGUUAAGAGAACAUUUGAAGUCAGCCAGUGCUAGUAGUAGUACAUCUAUACAAUAUAUUGGACAACAUUCUCCCGCUCCAACCUCAAAGUUUAGUAGAACAAAAGAAACACCAGUUAGAAAGAGUAAACUGAAGAUAGCUUUGCCAGGCCGAGGGCUCCAUUUGAAGAAGAAAGCUCAGACGGCUCUCCUACAGUCACCAUUUGAGCAAGCAUCAAAAGGCCACAGAAGACAAGGGUCAUACAAUGACAUCGUAGAAAACUUAGAUGUUGAGGUGGAGAUUUAUAUAACACAGUUGUCAGCUCUACUUAAACUAAUGCAGAGUGAAGCCCAGUUGAUGUCCUGUAUUAUACCAGAUAAGAACAGAAGAACUGUAUUUGAUGGAAUUGUACAACAAUCAUUAGAUUCUGUCGUGUCAGAAGGGGAGAUGUUGGCCACCCAAGCAAAGAAGAGUAUCAAUAAACAUGAGUUUAUGUCUGUAUUGUCCAUCUUUCCAGUCGUCAAGCAUCUCAGAUCUAUAAAGCCUGACUUUGAUUACACUUUAGAGGGAUGUUCCACUCCAACAAGAUCUAAAUUAGCCUCAAUGUUAUCAACUCUGGGUAGUACUGGAGCUAAGGCAUUAGAAGAUUUUAUUGAAAGCAUUAAGAACGACCCUGAUAGAGCAUCAAUGCCUAAAGAUGGAACAGUUCAUGAAUUAACAAACCGGACCAUUAUAUUCCUGGAACCAUUGUUAGACUAUUCUGAAACAGCUGGGGCCAUGUUACUGAUGCAUGGAGAACAAGCAGCUCCUUCAGAAGCAGUUGAUGCCAAGAAAAGUAAACUGAAGUUUGCUGAUUAUAUGACCAAAGUGUUAUCAGCUCUAGGAUUGAAUUUAAGCAACAAAUCUGAGACCUACAAUGAUCCAACCUUAAGACCUGUCUUUAUGCUGAAUAAUUACAACUAUAUACUGAAAUCUAUUACAAGGAAUGGGUUGUUGAAUUUGAUUCAUCUGUGUAACAAAGAUGUUGGUCAGUACUAUGAGGAUCAGAUCCAUGAACAAAAACGACUGUAUUCUGAAAGUUGGAGUAAAGUAUUACAUUAUAUCCUGGAGAUUGACGAGCCAUUGUCACAGCAGAGAUUAAUGAUGCCAGAUGUUAAGUUAAAGGACAAAGAGAAACAGAAUAUAAAGGAUAAAUUCUCUGGUUUUAACAAAGAACUUGAAGAGAUUAUGAAGAGUCAGAAAGGUUAUGCUAUUCCUGACCAAGAACUGAGAGAGGCCCUGAAAAAGGAUAACAAAGACUUUAUUAUACCAAGAUAUAAAAUGUUCCUAGAAAAGUAUGAGAGAGUUAACUUUACCAAAAAUCUGGACAAAUAUAUCAAAUAUACAGCACCAGCUGUUGGUGUUAUUGUUGAUAAAUUCUUUGAUACAUCUGCAUAGAAUAUUUUUUGUGUAAAUUUGAUGAAGAUCACAUGUGUCAAAGCUGUCAGUGUUGCUAUUUAUAUCUCUUGGAUGUUUAGAAUUAGUAUUUAUAUACGAUUUUUGUCUCUCAUAAUAAGAUACAAUUAGUCUUCUUGAAAGUUUUUAAUCUGAGUAAUUAAAAAAGAUUAUGUAAUACUGGUAUACUAUACAAGAAGUCAUCAAAAGGAGUACAUUCGUUAAGGCCCUAAAAUGGCCCCCUUUUUUUAGCUUUAAUUUCAAAUUAGGAUUUAUUGACCAAUGUCACAAUGAAUCAUAGCUAAUACAGUGACUAGAUAGGAAAUAAGCCUUUUGUUGAAAAUUUACGCACCUGCAUUUUAUUCAUGAUGUCACAAAUAGUACUCAUUUUGAUUUUCCACGAAAAAAAUGAAUGAAAAUGGCUAAAUUUCCAUUGAUUAUUGGACAGGAAACAUAGAGCGCAUACGUCGACAAAAAAGAUCUUACUUGAAUACUUAGUUUGUCGAUGCCUGCACACUAUGUUUCCUGGUCCUAAAUUUAGUUGAAAUCCGGCCGAUUUUGUUGAAUUUCGCCAAAAUCUCUUAUCUUGACCUAUUUGUAAAAAUCAACGCUUUAGAAUAAAACUUUGGCACAAAAACUUCUAUUUAACUUUAUCACGUGUCUUUAAGUCAACUUCAAUCUAUUUAUCUUGUAAUACUGAACUUUAUAAUCAGGGCCAAAUAUGGCUCUUACCGAACUUACUCCUUUACCAACAAAUACUGUAGUUAUCUUUGAAAAAUUACUGUGUUCUCUAUUAUGAAAAUAUUUUUUGGGGGCGAAAGGAUGACUUUCAAAUUUUUUUGCUAAUGUAAAAUUCUAAAUUAGCACUAUUCCAGAAGUGUUUUCUUUUUUCUGUACUUUAUAACUUUAUAAACUUCAAAGCCUCAUCUUUACAUAGAUAUGUACACAUGAUAUCUUGCAUGUUUGUUAAGUAGUGCGUGCAUCAGGAAAACAGGAAAUAAAUAUUUUGUCAAUAAAUUAAUAGCAUUGUAUUAUCUGAUCACAGUGCAAAAAUGUCAAUUGUGCAGUCACUUUAAUGACAUAAACACUUUAAAUUUAUGUAUAUGUCCUAAAAUGGCUAUUUGUAAGACAAAAUUCAAAGUUAUUUUUACAGAAAACUGACACUACAAGAUGUUAAUUGGUAAAUUUGCAUUAAACAUAUUGCUGAAUCUAAAUAAAUUGGCCAAAAAGGUGGCUUUACCAUACCCUCUCCUUUAAGUUAUUUAUAUGAAUGUGCAAUAUUAUUUAUAUAAACUUAUAUAUCACUUUG
Mytilus californianus (California mussel) is the source of this 3541-nucleotide messenger RNA. RefSeq names its product exocyst complex component 7-like. Gene Ontology annotation, biological process: exocytosis. Bases 130 to 2235 code for a protein of 701 amino acids. The record is from RefSeq and is a predicted model, not a curated record. Gene Ontology annotation, cellular component: exocyst. The transcript is spliced from 23 exons. Lineage: Eukaryota; Metazoa; Mollusca; Bivalvia; Mytilida; Mytilidae. Gene Ontology annotation, molecular function: phosphatidylinositol-4,5-bisphosphate binding.